CUCUGUUCCAUUCUCGUUUUCAAGAUGGAGCACCUCAUUGUAUUACUCAGUCUCACCAGUUGCCUUUGGGGGUCCCUGACGGCCUUUGACGGGGACCCAAGCGUGUGUUCGCCCGUCUCUGACGCUGAUUCUAAAGGGGGUCCCAAGAAGCCGGUCCUGGCAAAGACUUACACGGCUCGGGUGGAGUGCAAUCUGAUGGACCGGAACUACACCACGGACGUGAUCGAGUACUUUGAUCAGCAGCACAAUCGAGGCUCAGUUGUACAGACACAGGACAACAGCACGGGACAGCUCAUUUAUAACUACGACACCAACGAAAUCUUUACUGUCGACCUCACCGACAACACAUGCACGGCUGACGCUCUGACCACCGAUGAAAACAACUUCCUGUUCGGUUUCAAAGCCGUGAAUAGCUCCAUGUCUAGAAUCUUCACGGCUAAUGGGGCGCUCAGGUUUGGGGGUGAUACCAAAGAGAAAUACCUGGGCAAAUUCGUCGUCAGAGGUAUUCGCGUGGACGGCUGGCAGUCUUGCACAUACUGGCCCAGCCUGCAAGCGACUAGCCUAGUCAAGUGGUACUUCACAGACAGUAGCGGUUGGCAGGAGGCUAUCGAUGAGGACCAGCUGCCCGUGCGGUGUGAGAUCACAGGGAGGGGUCAGGACGAUACCGGUCAGAUGCACAGUUAUCAUCACAUCUACGAGUUCAGCCAUUAUAGACCUUACAUUGACACCGCCGAUAAAGUGUUCGAGGUGCCAGCAGGAACGCUGUGUCCCGGGAGGAAGAUGUCUAAAAAACUGCCCACCCCGUCCAACUAUUUCAAUUUUGAAGCUGAAGUCGUGAUUCCAGAGGCUAAGAUCAUUAGUCAUCAACAACAAUGGUACGACUUCACCACAAAGCUUUUCCGCUAUGACUGGAAACCUCUAGGGGGGAUCUCAAGCUCACAGUUCGGCAAUAACCCUCUGACCACCAUCCACGACUUCAACACAGGCGUUUCUUACAAUACUGACCGAUUGCUUGGCAACUGCACCGCCACGGUGAUCGACCCGACGGCUGUGGAUGCGGUGAAGGUGGACGAUAACACGGUCAGAAUGAGAACGCCGGCUGAGUUCUUUGAUUUCAACAUCGGCUCGUUCCAGUACGAGGGUGUGCGACAAGCCCAUGGUGUUGACAGUCAUGUAUGGAUCACGUUCCGUGAUGACUGGCCGCCGGAUGCGCAGGUGCCGUCAUCAUGGGAGUGGUACUUCGCCACGAAAGAAUGGAUACAAGGCUCAGGGAAUCUCUACGAAGCAGGUGAACCACAAAGAUUGGAAAUCAGAGUUAAUAACGAAUUAUACGCGGUGUACAACAUUUACAACUACAACGAAGCAGAGCCAGUGAUGUGGGAAUACGAUAUUAGUGACUGCUUCAGUUCCAGUCAAAAGAGACACUUCCAGUUUGAACUACCAGGAGAUUUCAAGUCAAUCGUCAUGUCUGACGAGGAGGGUUUUAAAUACGCUGUAUUGUUGUCAGUCAUCGGCUACACGGCCAUCUCACCUGUGAGGGUAUCGGACAUACAGGUAGACUAUGAUGAGACCGCCAUCCGAGUCACGUUCACAAUGCUAGACGCGGCGCCACCUGGUGGGGACGUGAACAAAGGCGCCACCGAGACGCCGCUAGACGACGCCGCCAAUAUAUUCUUCAACAGCGUACAGGAUGGACAAUUUGUGGUGGACAUGCCCGUGAAGUCUCUCACCGAGCCUUUGCAUCUGACAGCCAAGCCCACACCUAAAGAGUUAGAGGUCCGGGAAUACCUGAAGAAUCCCAUCCCGCCCUCGUCAACAGGGUACAAUGCAGGUUCCAUGGCGGCCUUGGGCGUGGUUAUGGCGAUCAUCGGCUUCGCGCUGGGCGGGGCUAUCGUGUAUCUGGUAUACAGGAAAAAUGGCGGAAGCUUUUCGAAAAAUGCACCACAAAGCUUCGAUAAUCCAGUGUCGGAUUCCAAGGAAUAACUCCAUGUAUUAUUAUGAAUAACUUUUAUUGUUUAUACGUGUAUUUAUGUUCGUGAGUUGCUCCCUUCAAAAUGUGAUAUGGUGUGCAGACACUUUUGUAAGUCAGGCAGUCCUCAUUUCAACAGUGCAGUUGAUUUAGUGACUCACACUGUCAUUAAAAGCAUGCGGAGAAAAACUAUUAUUUUACCUUUUGUAUUUUUCUUGUUCUCUGGGCGGUACGAGAAAAGUUAUCAGAUUUGGGAUAUUGGAUUUAGCUACGUGUCAGUGUGAAUAUUCUUGACGAUUUUGUUCAGGAUUUCCACUAACAGGGUUUUGACAGGGUUCCAGAAAAGCUUCAGUACCCUGUCUUUGUUCAGUAUGUAAACCAGUUAUUUGUUUACUUGUUUCAUUCAAUCAGAAAAGAGACUUCUAUGGACAUUUGUCAAGUAUUUUCUUAAAUCAUAAGCUGUGACAAUCUAAAGCACAAUAAACGAGAGUGCAUUUCGCUGCCCCAGUGAAAUGUACAAUUUUUC
Liolophura sinensis is the source of this 2495-nucleotide messenger RNA. RefSeq lists its product as uncharacterized. The transcript has 15 exons. NCBI's taxonomy places the organism in Eukaryota, Metazoa, Mollusca, Polyplacophora, Chitonida, Chitonidae. The coding region runs from base 25 to 1983 and encodes 652 amino acids. The record is from RefSeq and is a predicted model, not a curated record.